Molecule: messenger RNA, 1494 nt
Organism: Kockovaella imperatae
Lineage: Eukaryota; Fungi; Basidiomycota; Tremellomycetes; Tremellales; Cuniculitremaceae
Product: N2227-like protein-domain-containing protein
Exons: 7
Coding region: 124-1404 (426 amino acids)
Molecular function (GO): S-adenosylmethionine-dependent methyltransferase activity
Source: RefSeq, a predicted model, not a curated record
CGCUCGCCGACCGUCCCGCAUGAAUUGCCGAAAAUCAUUCACGUCGGCCGGCUCAGCUCGGCUCAUUGAGUGUUGCCAAGGUUCCGAUUCGCUGCCAAAUUGUCUAGACUUGUCACUGAGACCAUGGCUGACUCGCCAGAAGAGAGGGCUCAUUGGCGAGCUGUCCUGAAAGCUUACGAUGGAUACAUGCAGUAUCAUCUCUCGGCUAAUCAUGCGAGGCGAAUGGCAUUUCUGCAGUUGCCAAAGGAAGACAAGGAGGUUUACGAGCAUCUUGGAUUCAGAGAAAAGCUGGAAGCGGUAGAUGAGGGUAUCAGGAGAAAUGCCGAGUUCAUCGAUGAGAUGAUUGCGGAUCCCCUGUUCGCAGAGAUGAUCAAAGAGCCGGACGAUGAGGAUCAUGGAAGUCACACACAUGGGUACACUCAUGGAGCUCAUUCUCAUUCUCAUGGUGACUUUCAUUCCCACGAUCAUGGUCACGGCACCGCCUCACACCAUCCUCAGUCGACAGCAAAACAACGACACGAAAAUGAUGUAGCUCAAGAUAAAGUCAGGUCAACACUAAGAUCAUUCGUACGGGAUUGGUCGAAAGAAGGCAAGACAGAGCGCGAAACAUGUUAUGUACCCAUCUUGGAGGCAUUAGAGAGGUUGUGUCCCCUCGACAAGAACGGCGAAAGCUCUCAUCGGCCCAGAUCACACAUCAGAGUCCUCGUUCCGGGAUGUGGCCUGGGUCGAUUGGCAAUGGAGAUUGCAGCUGCAGGCUUCUCGUCCCAAGGCAACGAAUUCUCCACAUACAUGCUCUUGGCAUCCCAUUUUGUCUUGAAUCAAACGACAGCUCCAGACACCUACACUAUCUUCCCAUUUUUACAUUCAUUUUCAAACCACUUGACGACCUCGAACCAUCUCUUACGCCGUGUGCACAUUCCGGAUGUCUGUCCCGCUCAAGUCUUGGGCUCAAGGUCAGGCGGCGAUUUCAGCUUGAUAGCCGGCGAUUUUGAGGAUAUAUACGGACCAUCCAGUUGGGACACACCGAGUGAUGUGACGAUGGGAGGAGAUGGACAGGGUCAAAGAGGUCGAUGGGGAGCAGUCGUGACUUGUUUCUUCCUCGAUUGCGCACGGAACCCAUUGACAUUCUUGCGAAUCAUCUAUACCAUCCUGGAAGACGGCGGCGUAUGGAUCAAUCUUGGUCCUCUUCUUUGGCACUUUGAGAACUCUCCGACAGUAUCCGCAGCUGGCGAUCGAUCCAUCGAGCUUAGUCUAGACGAGGUCAAGGAGCUUGCGAGAGUAGUGGGCUUUGAUCUGCACGAGGAGAAGCUCAUAGAGACGAGCUACACUGGGAUACCGGAUAAUAUGCUCAGGAAUACAUAUACAGCGGCUUUUUGGACGGCGAGAAAGAGGCCAAAGGCUUGAUAUGGAGCCUGAUAAUAUAUGCAAAGUCGCCCUUCGAACGACAAUCCAGCUGCCAUCCACAUGAGACGGACUAUGCACAUGAGACGGACA